GAGCAGUGUGACCAUACUAGUGGGACCCAAACAGCUGUGCGGAAAGAUAAAAAGAAAAACAACAUUAACAAUAAGCCCAGAGAGAGAGAAAGUUACUGUUAGUUUUGUUAACCGCUAAAACAAAGGCCAACGCGACGCAACGAGAAACCAGUUAUUUAUUACUCAAUAGCACACAGGCAGUCGAGCCGUAAGCCUCAUUGCAGACGCGACCAGCUGUAUCGACAGUCGGCCCUAAUUCGGAAAUCAAAUGGAAGUGACCUUCAAAAAGGCCCGAUUGGUAAAGCACACAAAUGCAACAGCGGCAGCAUCAGCAGACGCAGAAGAGUACACACCCAAUAAUGGGUGGUGGGCCUUGCCAGAGCCCGCCCUUCUAAUGAUCUUCGAGCGUCUGAAUGUGUUCCAGCUGCUGCAGGCGAGCUUGUGUUGCCGGAGAUGGCACAGCAUUGCCAACGAUGAUCUGUUGUGGCGUCAAAAGUUCCAGGAAAACUUCCGAGCCUCACCGAGCAUACCGCUGAAGCCAGGUGCCGACAGCUGGCGUUCGGAAUACCAGCGCCUGUCCACACACAUACCCUUUGUUCAGGCGCAGCGUCUGGAGCCGACGGUGGAGAACAAUCACGGACAUACGCAUCAGGUUCUACAUGUGAGCUUUGCUCACAACGGUGAGAUGUUUGCCACCUGCUCCAAGGAUGGCUAUGUCAUAAUAUGGAACUCGCAGCAUCCAUGCACGGAGAAGUAUGCGCACAAUAUGAAACAAUUCAGCUGGAAGUACUCUCAAUAUUCGCAGUUCAAUCAGAGUGACACACUGCUGCUGGUCUCAGGUGUGCACUUUGGAUCGCCGCAGUCCACGUCUGGAGAGAUAGCCGUGUUCUUUCUGGGUGCGACCGAGUCCCAUUUACGCUGCAGAGUGGUCAAUCGGCCGUAUGAUAUAUUUGGCACUUGGUUCAGUGAUCAGUAUUUGAUCUCGGGGGACCUGCAUUGGCUGGCCCAUUUGGUGAGCACAUCGGUGCUGUGGCUGAACAAGGCCAAUCAGGAGAUUGACUCUGAGCACGUGCCGAUCAUGAGCCAAUUGUACAAGUUCUACAACCGCAAUGCCAGCUCUGUGCGGGCCAUAAUGGUGGCCAGAUGUCCCUGGUUGGACGAGAGCAACGAUCCUUUGGCCAAGGUAGAGGCGGAGACGCGCAGUCCGACCUUUCCGUUUCCAUUAUCUAAUGAUGAGGCGCAGGGUUCGCAGGCCAGUGGCAAUCCUCUGUCGCAUGCCGCCAGCCUUAGGCGCACACGAAGUGCCACGCCGGAGGAGAACUUUUUGCCCGACAUAAGCGAGCGUCGGUCCAGAGCACGACCUGGCGAUGCGACCAUUCAUUACCUGGAGGAAUACAGAAAGGCUGUGGCGCCCACAAGCGAAGCCAACGAAGAGGAGGACGAUGAGGAGUACGACUCCAUGGAUGUGCAUGAGGAGUACGACGAAAUGGAGAAUAGCAUACCCAAGUAUCUGAUCUUUUCGACGGGCUCCAAGACAUUUACACCGCACCAGAUCGGCUUCAAGCGCAUUAGGAACGUUUACUUUCCCAAAAAACUGGACCCGGGGCCCUCGCUGAAGGAGCGAAUAGCAGCCAAGCGGGCCGCAGAGCAACAGCAGCAGCAAGAGCCACGCAAUGAUCCGGACUGGUGGGACUAUGAUUCCGUUAAAGAUCGCUUCGAUCAGGUGGACAAAGUCAUCGAUCUGCAUGGCCACAUCAUUGGCAUGGCGCUGAGUCCCGAUCAUCGUUAUUUAUAUGUUAAUACGCGCCCGUGGCCAAAGAACUAUGUGAUUACCAAUCCGCUGGAGCCGCCGCCAAUUGCACAGGAGAUCGAUAUACAUGUGAUUGAUUUGAUGACGCUGAAGCGAGUGGGCAAUAUGCUGCGCGCCCAUAAGGCCUACACGCCCAGCACCGAAUGCUUCUUCAUAUUCCUCGAUGUCUGUACGGAGUAUGUGGCCAGUGGGGCGGAGGACCAGCAUGCCUAUCUAUGGGAUCGCUACUAUGGCAUUAGUUUGGCCAAAUUCAAGCACUCGGAUGUGGUCAACAGUGUGGCCUUCAAUCCAAAAGACUCGGAGAUGCUCGUGACCACCAGCGAUGACUAUACAAUUAAGGUUUGGCGUUCACGGGCCAAGGCAAAGGCCUAUAAUAUACCCAUUAAUGUGAGCGAAUCUUUCGAGCUCAAGCCGAAGAAAUGAAGAUCGGCUAGCUAUAUAUGAACAAUAACCAUGUGCCUGCCCUGCCCUGCCCUACCCUGCCUCAGUAUGACAGAUGUUCAUAUACAAAAGUGGUUCGGUUCUUACUGCCGGAAAAUAAAUUGUUUGUUUAUAGCUGUUAA
Molecule: messenger RNA, 2352 nt
Organism: Drosophila obscura
Lineage: Eukaryota; Metazoa; Arthropoda; Insecta; Diptera; Drosophilidae
Gene: Fbw5
Product: F-box/WD repeat-containing protein 5
Exons: 3
Coding region: 248-2212 (654 amino acids)
Biological process (GO): protein ubiquitination
Cellular component (GO): Cul4-RING E3 ubiquitin ligase complex; SCF ubiquitin ligase complex
Molecular function (GO): protein binding
Source: RefSeq, a predicted model, not a curated record